Iphiclides podalirius (scarce swallowtail) is the source of this 1716-nucleotide messenger RNA. NCBI's taxonomy places the organism in Eukaryota, Metazoa, Arthropoda, Insecta, Lepidoptera, Papilionidae. The record is from the annotation of a GenBank genome assembly.
AUGCUUCGCCUGCCCCGUGUUGCCCGUCAGUCCCUCUCAUUACACAAAAAUCAUCAUAUUUCAAGAUUCUACGCCAAAGAUGUGAGGUUCGGCGCUGAUGUAAGAGCUCUCAUGCUACAGGGCGUCGAUAUUCUUGCCGAUGCUGUUGCAGUCACAAUGGGCCCAAAAGGUAGGAAUGUUAUUUUAGAACAGUCAUGGGGUGCGCCUAAAAUCACCAAGGACGGUGUGACUGUCGCAAAGGGAGUUGAACUCAAAGACAAGUUCCAGAACAUUGGAGCAAAAUUAGUUCAAAAUGUAGCGAAUAACACGAACGAAGAGGCGGGCGACGGUACCACGACGGCCACAGUUCUCGCGCGAGCAAUCGCCAAAGAAGGGUUUGAAAAAAUUUCCAAGGGCGCUAAUCCCAUUGAAAUAAGGCGGGGUGUAAUGAUGGCCGUGGAUGCUGUGAAAGAUAAGUUAAAGAGUAUGUCGAAGCCAGUCACAACGCCAGAGGAGAUAGCACAGGUCGCGACCAUCUCCGCGAAUGGUGACACGGCAAUUGGUAAGCUCAUCGCGGAUGCCAUGAACAAAGUUGGUCGCGAUGGUGUAAUUACCGUGAAGGAUGGCAAGACGCUUAACGACGAAUUGGAGGUUAUUGAAGGUAUGAAGUUCGAUAGAGGUUAUAUUUCUCCUUAUUUCAUUAACUCAUCAAAGGGAGCCAAGGUAGAAUUCCAAGAUGCCCUAGUUUUAUUCUCAGAGAAGAAAAUUAGCAAUGUGCAAACAAUAAUCCCAGCUUUGGAGCUUGCCAACCAACAGAGAAAGCCAUUAGUCAUUGUUGCCGAGGAUGUUGACGGUGAAGCUUUGUCUACUUUAGUAGUUAAUAGGCUUAAGAUUGGUCUGCAGGUUGCCGCAGUGAAAGCACCUGGCUUUGGUGACAACCGUAAGGCUACCUUGAGUGACAUGGCAAUUGCUACUGGCGGAGUUGUGUUUGGUGAUGAUGCAAACCUUAUUAAGCUUGAAGACCUGCAGCCAUCAGAUUUAGGUCAAGUAGGUGAAGUUAUCAUUACUAAAGAUGACACAUUACUAUUAAAAGGUAAAGGUAAAAAAGAUGACAUUGAAAGAAGGGCUGAACAGAUUAGAGAUCAAAUUCAGGAGACCACCUCUGAAUAUGAAAAGGAAAAACUUCAAGAGCGCCUUGCAAGGUUAGCUUCCGGUGUUGCUGUGCUACGUGUAGGUGGCUCAAGCGAGGUUGAGGUAAAUGAAAAGAAGGACCGUGUCAAUGAUGCUCUUAAUGCCACUCGUGCUGCCGUCGAAGAAGGAAUUGUUCCUGGUGGAGGUUCUGCCCUGCUCAGAUGUAUUCCCACACUUGUUGAUCUGAAAACUGCUAACAGCGACCAAGCAACUGGUGUGGAGAUCAUCAAGAAGGCCCUUAGGAUGCCAUGUAUGACUAUUGCAAGAAAUGCUGGUAUUGACGGAUCUGUUGUAGUAGCUAAAGUUGAGGACUUGGGUCCGGAAUUUGGUUAUGAUGCGCUUAACAAUGAAUAUGUUAACAUGAUUGAGAAGGGAAUCAUUGAUCCCACUAAAGUAGUCCGAACUGCACUUACUGAUGCCAGUGGUGUGGCAUCACUGCUUACCACAGCAGAAGCUGUAAUUUGUGAAAUCCCUCAGGAAAAAGAACCUAAUCCUAUGGCUGGAAUGGGUGGUAUGGGUGGCAUGGGGGGAAUGGGUGGAAUGAUG